AUCCCUCCAUCUUUGAUACAAACUAGUCUUGUGGUGUUCACCUGCAGAGCUAUCAGCUUGUCCACUCAGUUCUAGAAGUUCGAGAGGCGUUAGAUGUGGACGGAACUGAGUGGACAAGCUUGAAGUUUCCGAUCUCCUGACAAGGACUCUACAGGAAAUGAAGCCAUAUAUCAACUCUGAGACCGACGUUUCCUCUCUCUCACCUGAUGGAAACUAAGAGAUAUUUCUACUGAUAAUCAGGCAGAAGCAGAACUUCUUUCCGCCAUUGUCGCGUUCUUCUCCAAGCUCCGCAUUAGGUCCAGUGACGUUGGUAUUAAAAUUUCAAAUCGCAAGGUGCCACAAGAGGUCGUUGGACGCAGUGUGAUCCCAGAAAGCUCUUUUGCGGCUGUAUGUGUUAUUGUCGACAAGAUUGAGAAGAUACCAAGAGCAGGGGUAGAGAAAGAGUUAACAGCGUUGGGUCUUCCGUGGAAGCUGUGGAUACAAUUCUACGGGCUCUCGCGUUACGUUCACUUGAUAAUCUUGAAGAACUUUUAGGGUCAGACAACGAAGCAGUCGUAGAAUUGAAGCAACUUUUUGAAUUGGCUCCAGGAUAUGGUUUUGAAGACUGGCUGCAGUUUGAUGCUUCUGUGGUCCGAGGUCUCGCAUAUUACACAGGAACAGUCUUUGAGGCUUUUGACAGGGCAGGGACUUUACGUGCAAUUUGUGGAGGGGGCAGAUAUGACAAGCUUCUGUCUACAUUUGGGCGAGUAGACACUCCUGCCUGUGGAUUUGGCUUUGGGGACGCAGUUAUUGUCGAGUUCGGACAGCUCCUGCUUCAACUUUGCACGAUCGUCCUGCGUUACUAGUAAUUGCUCAUGAUCCGUUUAUGAGCAGAGUACUGUGGGUCGCUCCUCUUGCACCACGCUAAUCUCAGGCCCAGCACGCACAUGCACUCGAGUUGUUGUACUUCGACGGAAAAUUCAGAUUUCUCUGAGUGAACGGGGCUUGCGAAUCGAGGAGGGGACUCUUUUAGGCUCGGAUUCAGUUUAGUAAAUUGGAGGGCAGAAUGAAAGGAGCCAGUGCAUCCAUGCUCAGUCCCGCUGCUGAACUUGCCACACGGGGAAUGGACUCUGCAGAUGAGGAACCAGAGCUUCCCUCCCCUGUCCAAGACAUUAUUCGGCGUCUGGGAGAGAAAUCCUUGAAAGUUAGAGGCUUGUUACGCCGUUCAGAAGUUAAGGAUUUCUUCCCGGUGUUUUCACCGCUUUCGACGAACUCAGGGUGGCGAAGCCAAGUGCGCCUUCGAGUGCUGGAGGCAAUCGGCAGCUGCAUUAGCAGUUCUGAAAAGCUGGACGUAGCAGAUAUUUGUGGCCAUAAUAUAUCGACGUUGACUGCUAGCGAGUGGGAGGUAGUGUUGAGAGGUUUUCUGUCCAGCAGCGUUCUACGAAGUAUGAAAAUUCAGCGUCUGAGCUGGACUUAUGAAGCGGAUUUGGAGAGCUUGGGUUUACAGCUGGGGAUAAUUCUGAAUACCUCUAGUGUAGCGGACUUGAAAAUAUCGCAAAGGGGAUUGACUGCGAGAUUUUUCUUGAAUCUCGCAUCAGGACUGCGAAAAAAUUCCCACUCUAUACUCAAGUCUUUAGAAUUAAUGGAUUGGGGGGACCCAAACGCGGUGAAGUUUAUCGUUGAGGUGUUGAACGGUUAUCAUCAAUUAGAAACUUUGAGUUUAUUAUCCUCGAGAUAUGGUGGAGAAGGGUACGUGUACGAUGCGGCCGUUCGGCUCUUGUCCCUGACUUUGAAGCAGAACUCGUGUUUAAAAGAAUUGGUUUUAAAAGGAGUGGAGGGUAGAUCUGCCGCCUUAUUGCUGUACGCAUUGGCCGGAGAUGAUGGCAACCGAUCGAUUGAGCAACUUGAGCUGGUACGCAUGUCUGGAAUCGGGAAAAGUUUAGCAGAAGUUUUCCUUUCCAAUCGAUCAUUGAGGGUAGUGACGCUGAAGGCCAUAACCAUGCCUGUGGAGGAAUGGCGCUUGCUAGGCGAAGCUAUACGUGACAAUGCCACAGCGACAACUGUUAACAUAGACACAGUACUAUCACGAAGCUAUUUCAAUGAGCUUAAAGAGCUUUCGUGCGCUGCUAGCUCCGAUGGGAAGGAACCCUUGUUGCAUCUUGGAAUGGAUGAAGAUGAAGAUGAUAUGUUGGCACCGUUCAAGCUUUUAAGUAGUGUAUUGCGAGGGGAAAUCAAGUCUGUAAAAUCUCUUACUCUACUGUUAAUGGAUUUCUCUCUAUUUAGCGGAACGUCUAUAGAAGAUAUCCUUCCGAUGAAUGGAAUAACUGGAGAAACUUCACGUCUGGAGAGACUGAACUUAACGUUUGGUCCUGGAGGUUUUCGGGUAUGGAAGCACCUGGUUCAGUCUUUGCGUUGGAACACAAUAGUCACUAGCUUGACUUUGUCUUUCAAUACUUCAAUGUCCGAAAGUGUCAAUCUAUACGACAAAGAAGCAGAGGAGUUGUUCAGGGACCUGAUGGCGCUGUUGCAAGUGAAUUUAACUCUCAAGGCAAUAGAUGUCUCCGAGACCCCUUGGGCAAGGAACGGAAAGGCGGCGCUGAUUGAAGCGGCCCUCAAGCAGAACCAGGAGCGGGCCGUGUACAUGUCAGUAUUCACUGAAGCCAAACUACAAUUUGGAGAUGCAAAAGCUGGUAGACUCUUCUUAUGCGGCUCUCCUGGAGCAGGCAAGACUCAAUUGCGUCGAACUCUGAUGAAGAUAGUUCGGGACAAGACCUGGAUCAGGGAAACACUGGAAAAGUUGUCAAGGACCAAAGGAAUUGAGGUGGAUUUCUUACUGAACAAUGAAGAAAUGCAAAUCUCAAUUUGGGAUCUUGCCGGACAAUGGAUUUUCCGUACUCUUCAAAAUGUACUCUUUCCUCAAACCAACGACUUUUGUGUAUUUCUUUUUGUGUAUAGCCCUGUAGUUGAGAAAACAUCUUCUCACAAACCACCCUCUUCUUUUCGGACUGAGUUGGAAGGCUGGCUGACUUUCAUCUCAUCCAGCACUAAAGUCACAGGCCAUAAUCUUCCUCAAGUUCUUGUUGUAAUUUCACACAAGGAUAAGAUGGGAUCCACCUCUUUGAAUUGGGUUCACUCCAUAGUGGAAGAACUCAAAGUAAGGUUCGCAAACUAUGUGGAUCUCUGCCCUCUCCAGGAUUUUUUUUAUGUGAAUGCUCGGGAAAGGAAUCAAGUGAUUCCUCUCAAAAAUCACAUUUUUGAGAUGUUCAAGAGCUUGUUGAGUGAAAAUUCCCCACGAGUUCCCCAAUUAUGCUUUCAACUCUCUUCCCUACUGCUUUCAAACAUCAAGAAGGACAAAACUUGCCCUCUUUGGUCAUUGGAAAAGUUUAGUGUUUUCUGUGAUUCCAGCUUGAAGCAACUCAUUCUACCAUCUUCUGUUGAUCAUACAAGAUUAUUAAACUCCCUCGUAUCCUACUUAAAUGAUGUUGGAAUCAUCAUUUAUAUUCCUAACCUUGAUCACAUAAUCGUCCAUCCGAGCUGGCUCACCAAUUCAAUUUUGGGUGAACUGAUAGCUAUGGGUCAACAUUUUCAAGCUGAAGAGUCCAAUGCUUAUGAGAUGGUGAUGUCAAGUGAUUCAUACACAAGCAAGGACGGAUUUGUGAGUGAGAGUGUCUUUACUGGAUUAAUGGAAACGUUUUUGAAAAAGCAAUCACGUUUUCAAAAUGUUGAUAGAGAGAUCCUUGAAAAGAUUCUUUUCAACUUAGAUUUGGGUUUCAAGCUCGAAGAUUCUUUUCAAUAUUUCAUUCCCUCCUUCAUCCCUGAGUAUGCAAGCAUGGAAGAACAGAAGCAGCAAGAAGGGGCGUGUGUGGUGUCAAUGUCAUGGAGCUCUAAGGUUGCGAACCCAAAUUUUGUCGGCAUUCGGAUUCGAUGCGAAGAUCUAAAAACAAUGUCACUAUCUGCUGCGUUUUUUCCACGCUUCCAGAUGUUCAUGAGACGCAAGUUGAAAUCCGGGACAGUGACACUCUCACGACAUUAUCUACAACUUUUACUCGAUGGUCACGAGAUUUACGUGGAACACUUUCAGAGUGAAAAGUCGCACAACUAUGUAGACGUUCUGAUGUUAUGCUCAGAGCAUAAGUCAAAGGAGGAGUCCAUCAAAUAUGUACUGAAGCAUAUUGUCCAGGAGUUGAUAUCCUUUUGUGCAUCACCCAAAGGCUGUCCUGGCGUGGCGUUAGUGUUAGGUGUGAUCCAAACAGUUUGCGUGGAGAAGCUGAUUCCGAGUCAUCUCAGAGGAGCCAUUCUGAUUGAGGAGCUCAAAUCAGAGUUCUCUACUAGCAUCAAUGACAAACUUGAGGACUUUGCGUUGGAUGGGUGGCAACUGGUUAAGGAGGAAGAGUUGCUCAACUACGAGUAUACUUGGCCCGAGAUUCCAGAUUUGCAUUUAAAGGCAACAUCCGAACGUGCUACAAAUCUGCUGUGGGAGAGAGAUGUGGAAGCGGUUUUGAAUGAGAUCCGACAGAAGCGCCAUCAACUAUUGGAGUCAUUGCAGCAAAGCCUCGUCUGCUUGAACGAUGAUUUGGCUCAUUCUCAACCUGAAAGCGAGAUAACGGUUAGCAACUCGAGUUUACCUCAUAGAAAAGACUGCAAUCCAGCUUCAGCCAGCUACUCGGGCCAGGCCAGCACAAGUGGGGACACCCAACUUCUUUUGUUCAAGAUGGAUCAGAUAGAAGGAAAGGUUGAUGGUGUAUAUGAGAAAGUGACAUCAGUGGAGAGCAUUGUGCAAGGAUUGGACGUGAAGUUGGGACAAAUAAUCUCUCUUCAACAACAACUGCAGUCAUCGUUCAGUAAAUUCAUGUCUAAAGUUGACAGGAUAAUUGAGUAUUCAGAAUCGCAUCAGCAGACCAGAACGCCCAAGCGACCUUACGUCACGAAUGAUGUAGGCAUUUUCUACAAGAUGAGUGCACGUUUGCAUCUCGGAACAACCGUUUGCUUACGUUUGAUGUGUGAGGCCGUAACUGGGUUCCACCCUGUCAAAAAUCAAGAAGGUUUGAAGCUUCGCUUGGAUCAGGAGAAUAGCGGAUGGAUUCCAAAGAUUAUUGAGAUUUCAUGCAAAGUCCUGUAUUAUGCUGUAAAGGCUGGACUGUCUGCGACCCUCCAGUUAGGCGAAGCUAUUCCGCAGUGGGAUGAUUUGAAAACCGAUAUUCUUAAACUAGAUGGUAUUAGUAAACUAGAUGGUAGGGCAAUUCGGAAAGGUGGGCAUAGCGAGGAGCUGAAUGAAGCAUGGUUGAGGAUUCAGCAAACUCUUGCGCCUCACCUUAAAGAUAGCUAUUCAAAAAUUUUCAGGUUGUAUCAGGUGAAGUACGAAAAUGGUGGGCAUGCAUGGGUGUGCGAGGAGUGCAUGAGAAAAGGUCGUCUUUCUAGAAUCCUGUGAGCACUUGAAAGAGGUUAGAAUGUCAUUAUGCAAUUGGCAUGCAUAUGUUCAGACCCUCUUGCAAUAUAAACCUUUGCAUGAUAUUCCUUGUAUUUUUCACUGGUACAGGCCUUUU
Marchantia polymorpha subsp. ruderalis is the source of this 5522-nucleotide messenger RNA. The record is from the annotation of a GenBank genome assembly. Lineage: Eukaryota; Viridiplantae; Streptophyta; Marchantiopsida; Marchantiales; Marchantiaceae.